This is a messenger RNA of Scaptodrosophila lebanonensis, 1210 nucleotides long. RefSeq names its product protein SEC13 homolog (gene Sec13). The coding region runs from base 97 to 1137 and encodes 346 amino acids. Gene Ontology annotation, cellular component: nuclear pore outer ring; COPII vesicle coat. Gene Ontology annotation, biological process: positive regulation of TOR signaling; COPII-coated vesicle budding; protein import into nucleus. Gene Ontology annotation, molecular function: structural molecule activity; protein binding. The transcript has 2 exons. Lineage: Eukaryota; Metazoa; Arthropoda; Insecta; Diptera; Drosophilidae. The record is from RefSeq and is a predicted model, not a curated record.
AAAUCCACGUAAACGAUUGGAAUUGGACGCCGGGGAAAAUAGACGAACUGGUGUAAUUUCUUAAAUCCGGUCUCUAAAUAAAUAUUUUCAAACAAAAUGGUGAGCCUUUUGCAUGAAAUUGACACCGAGCAUGAGGACAUGGUUCAUCACGCAGCACUGGACUUCUACGGACUGCUGUUGGCAACCUGCUCGUCAGAUGGCAGCGUCAAAAUAUUUCAUUCGCGCAAGAACAAUAAGGCGCUGGCCGAGUUAAAAGGCCACCAGGGUCCGGUGUGGCGUGUGGCUUGGGCUCAUCCAAAGUUUGGAAGCAUUCUGGCCUCGUGCUCCUAUGAUCGCAAAGUGAUAAUUUGGAAGUCCACAACGCCCAGAGACUGGACAAAGCUAUACGAAUACAGCAACCAUGAUUCCUCGGUAAAUUCUGUAGACUUUGCGCCGCCAGAAUAUGGCUUGGUUCUUGCUUGCGCCAGCUCGGACGGCUCCAUUUCAAUAUUGUCUUGUAAUACGGAAUAUGGUUCAUGGGAUGCUAAAAAGAUACCCAACGCGCAUACGAUUGGCGUCAACGCUAUCUCUUGGUGUCCGGCCCAAGCACCUGAUCCAGCUUUCGAUCAGCGCGCCACGUCGCGUAAUACGGCUGUAAAACGGAUCGUCAGCGGCGGUUGCGAUAAUUUCGUUAGGAUCUGGCGCGAGGACAACGACCGUUGGGUUGAGGAGCAACGCUUCGAGGCGCAUUCGGAUUGGGUGCGCGAUGUGGCCUGGUCACCAUCUAUUGGACUGCCACGAUCACAGAUUGCGACGGCAUCCCAGGACCGUCAUGUGAUCAUAUGGAGCAGCAAUGCCGAUUUAACUCAAUGGACCUCGACUGUCCUGCAUACAUUUGAUGAUGCCGUUUGGACUGUCUCCUGGUCGACCACUGGCAACAUAUUGGCCGUCAGUGGCGGCGAUAAUAAUGUCUCUUUGUGGAAGGAGAACAUUGAGGGUCAAUGGAUACGUAUUAACUAUGAGUCGGGCACUGCCAUUCAAGCAAAACAGCCGUCACAUCAUCCACAAAUACAACCGCAUCCGGCGCACUCUUCCGACUCUGAGCAUAGCUCGAACUUAUCAAAUUCAAAUUUGUCGAACUCUCAGCUAUCAACAUAGAACGUCAGUGGACAAUGUUAUCUAUCAACUAUGCUCUACAUUUACCAUUAAAUAAUCAGUUAUGUGAAAAAGA